AAGAAGAAGAGGGAGUAACAGGAGACAGAGAAAAGGGGGAGAGAUGUUGAGAUCAGAGUGUGACAGAACAGAUUAUCUUUGGUCUGGUUUCCCGCAGGAAAGCGCUGUGAGUGUAUGUCCGUGUAUGCGCAUGAGUGCCUCUUUCUCCAUGUGAAAGUGUGCUGUAGCAUGUUUCUCACUGUGACUGUGGCGCUGGAGAGCAGGUCCGCUACAAGAUGAAGCUACCCCGUGGUUACCCGCAGGACUUAAUGACACUGGUUAAAGCCAAGUGGGGGGAGAAUCAAGGAGCAGACCAGUGACAUCACGAGGUAGUCGAAGCAUUAAAAGUGAGACCGCAAAGUGGGACAGGAAACAAAUGAGCAGGAGAGAUUUUUGUGAAUUCAAUUAAAGCUCGUACUUAAUAGUGACAAGGAACUGAUUGCUGCCUCUGGCUCCCGAACGCUUCUGCAAGCCAACGAAGCCAGUAAAACAUACACACGCACACGAAACUCAGAAGAAGAGAAACUACAUCGCUGGAACAAGGCAAGCUCUCCUUUAACAGACUGCACCACACCGACCAAUUCCCUCAGCUGUCUUCUCAUUAUUUUAAUUACCUUCCCCUUCUUUCAUUUGUUUUUUUUUGUCCUCUCUGCUUAGCCCUUGGUAUUUUGUAUUCUAUCCUCCUCUCUUCCUCUCUCUUCCCCUCCCUCUUUUUCUCUUGCCUUCGCUCUCGCUGUCUCAUCCUCUCUUGUUCACUGUCACACUAACUGCGGAUGAUGCUGGAGUCACUCAUGUAGAAGCCACCUUGCUUGGAGCACAUUUGCCUAGCUUAAUUUUUUGUUCUUCCCCUGCUGAGUUGGAUGAUUGGAUCACUCUCAGAUCGAGAGUCCAGGAGAGAUGACCAACAAGUAGCUGCUGCUGAGUUAAUCAGAGCUCCACCAGGAGAGGACAACUUCAAAACUCACUGAUUUCCUUGGGGGCGCUUUGGGGGACUACCGUUGCAUAUUUUAUAUUUACAAUUAAGACUGCAUGGACCAUUAGUAGUUGUAAGGUCAAACACAUAUCCAGGUGUGGAUUACAGUAGUGGAUUUAUCCUGGAGCUACAUGUGGGCCCCAGCCCCUGAGGCCUGGCUGGGAAAUGAAGCCUUUCCCGCGGCUGUAGGAGCGCUGUGGGCAGCUAUGGCCCUUGAGGGGCGCUGUCUCCGGCGGGGAUCCCCAGCUAUGAUCAGAAAGGGUCGUCAGCGGCGACCUGCAAAGCCAACUCUAGCUCGGGUCACUUUCACUUUACUUUCAAGGACACGCCUGCAUGGCCUGAGGCAUGUUUGCCUCCCUGGCGGCUCCGUGGGCCGCAGGGCCUUUUGGCUGCUGGCCCUCUGCACCUCCCUGGGGCUGCUUUUAUCCUGGUCCUCCAACCGCCUACUGCACUGGCUCUCCUUCCCCACAUACACACGAAUCCACACAGAGUGGGCCAAAGAACUGGCCUUCCCCACAGUCACCAUCUGCAACAACAACCCCAUCCGCCUCUACAAGCUCACCAAGAGCGACUUGUAUUUCGCCGGCCACUGGCUGGGCCUGCUGCUGGCUAACCGGACAGUGAGGCCCAUGGUUCUGGACUUGCUUCAAGAGGACCGCCGGGCCUGGUUCCGUAAGCUGUCAGACUUCAGGCUCUUCCUGCCACCCAGAAACUUUGAGGGAACCAACCUGGAGUUUAUGGACAGACUGAGCCACCAACUGGAUGACAUGCUCCUCUCGUGCAAAUACAGAGGAGAACCAUGCGGCUCUCACAACUUCUCUUCUGUGUUCACCAGGUAUGGGAAGUGCUACAUGUUCAACGCUGCAGAGGAGGGGAAGACGCUCCGCACCACCAUGAAGGGAGGGACGGGGAACGGCCUGGAGAUCAUGCUGGACAUCCAGCAGGACGAGUACCUACCCGUGUGGGGGGACACAGAGGAUACAGCCUUCGAGGCAGGUGUGCGGGUGCAGAUCCACAGCCAGGCGGAGCCCCCGUUUGUUCACGAGCUGGGCUUUGGCGUGGCCCCCGGCUUCCAGACUUUUGUAGCCACACAGGAGCAGAGGCUGACCUACCUGCCUCCCCCGUGGGGAGAGUGCGAGUCGAAGGCUCUGGAGUCAGGAUUUUUCCAGGUCUACAGUGUAACAGCCUGCAGGAUCGACUGUGAGACGCGCUACAUUGUGGAGAACUGCAACUGCAGGAUGGUGCACAUGCCCGGUGAUGCUUCUUACUGCACGCCUGAGCAGUACAAAGACUGCGCCGAGCCUGCCCUCGCUAAACUGUCAGCCUUGGAGAGCAGUAACUGCAUGUGCAGGACGCCGUGCAACACGACCCGCUACAACAAAGAGCUGUCCAUGGUCAAAAUCCCCAGCAAGACCUCGGCCCGCUACCUGCAGAAGAAGUUCAACAAGUCAGAGAAGUACAUCACAGACAACAUCUUGGUGUUGGACGUGUUCUUUGAGGCUCUGAACUACGAGACCAUCGACCAGAAGAAAGCUUACGAGGUGGCUGGCCUGCUGGGUGACAUUGGAGGCCAGAUGGGUCUGUUCAUCGGAGCCAGCAUCCUCACUAUCCUGGAGCUGUUUGAUUACGCUUAUGAGGUGGUGAAAGACAGACUACUGGAUCUGCUGAGCAGAGAGGAGGAGGAGGAGAGUCAUGGAGAGGAUGUGAGUUCCUGUGACCCCGUGGCCAACCACUCGGAGUCCAUCAGCCACACGGUGUCUGUCCCCCUGCAGACGACGCUGGGCACCCUGGAGGAGAUUGCCUGCUGAGGCCCUCCCCCCGCCCCUGCCCCUCAGAGCCACACACAUCCAGAGGCUGCCUCCACUGGGUGGCGCUACAUCCUCUGUUAGGGCAUCCUGCAGGACUCUAACAGGGGAGGGGAGGAGACGAGGACAAGUACAGGGAUUGGCCUGAGGACAGCGCUGCGCUCUGUCACACCGCCCUGUCUGAGGCACUAAUGGGGAUUAAGGAGCUGUCGGCCGGACUUAUCGGCCCUCUCCGUCACCCUGCACUGUACUGUGGUGGGAGGGUGGCCUCCACUGUGCCAUACCUGCAGCGGGGUCUGUGUCCCCACAUAUACGCACACAGAACAUUAUAGACUGGGUGGGACAGCUCCCCGUGACGGGGGCUCAACCUGUGCAGCAUAACUAUGUAACAAACACACUCAUACGUCGCUCACUGCCAAAUGAACUGUACAGAAUUGGUUUUGAACUGCAUGCGUCGAUCUAUCUUGCUCUCUUUGCUGAUGCAUACGCUGGACUGCAGUGUUGCUUUACUGUACAUGUGUGCCAUUUGUCUCUCUCUAUCUGCAGGAAAGGCCUGUGACAAAGGGCCCAGGUGAGAGAUAUCCAACUCCGAAUGUACAGAUUGAACAUGUGGUUGUUUAAAAUCAUAGUUCAGGUGAGGCCAAUCCUUCCCAAAAUCUAUCCUAACGAGCAAUUUAUUAUUUCUCAGCUAACUGAAGGGGAAGGUGGUUGUGAUGUUUGAGCAUUACUGCGGAAAAAAAAAAAAAACUUUCUUUGUGAAAUCUAAACGUUUUGCAUAUUUUUUCACCUGUCAGUUUCCGUUUAGUCAGUUUACUAAAAGGCAUGUUUGCUACGUGACUCCCGGGGUGUUAAGCUGUUCCCCACAGACAACUCUAAAGGGAUGUCAUACUCUAACUGUUAAUUUAUAUGAAUAAAUGACUGGCUUCUGGCUGCUGCACCCCAACACAGCACCAGGCUAACAGGUAGAAUCUGAAUUUAUUUGCCUGCCAGACUGCAACAACGCUGCAACAAAUGAAUAUCCCGGCAGACUAUUAUUUCAUUAAAGAGAAUGUCUGGGGGACAUUUCAGAAGGCUAUCACCGCUUUAUAAAGGGUGGCAACAUUUUGUCCUUCACACAAAAAUACCCAGGCUUGACAAUUUAGAGAAAUUUCUACGAUUGAGGAUUACAAAAGCACCAUGAGGAGGGUUCAGCCAGGAGUUUUUUUUACGGUCUGCUGUGAUAUGGUGUAAAUAUCUGUGUCUUUUUCUCAUGAAAAACGGGUAACAUGCAGACAUGCCUGAAGCAGAUCUAAUCUAAAAAAACUCCCGGCACAGAUAUCAUUUCUUAUUUGUCACAUUUUUUCAUGGCUCUAUAUAUGUGGGUGAGUAUGUAACAUAAGAGGCGUUUUUGAGGGUAGUUGAAUGUCAUGCUAAAAAAAACGAAGGCACACUUUGCAUCGAGCACCAGGCUUCCUUUAUACAAAAACCUGCAGCGUCCUCAUCAGAAACAUCAGUUACAUAUAUGCGGCUUCACACCAAAAGCUUGUGUGAGAACAUGUGGAAGAUUUCGUGCAUCUGAGUCCAUGAACACCCUAGCUUGGUCUCUGUCAUCAUGGUAAUGUACAUUACAGGUAGGAAUGAAUUCAAGUGCUUUGUGAGACUGUUUGAAUUAUGAUUUCCCAUCUGUGGCUCAACCUGCUGUCUGUGUGUACUAUCUCAUGUCGUGGCUUCAGACCAACACAGUCCUCAGCCGAUCUGCAGGGGGCCGUGAGACACGCGCGCGUCUCGCUUCUCUUGGUGGCAGCGACACCGGCUGAUUCUUCUCUCUACUUUGGCUUCAAUUGUUAUCGCAGGACAGCAUUUUCUCAUUUUGUGAUGCAGCAUACAGUGUGUGUUUUUAAUGUGAAACAAUUAAAUUAAAGAGUUGUUU
This is a messenger RNA of Centropristis striata (black sea bass), 4666 nucleotides long. Its product is annotated as acid-sensing ion channel 2-like. Bases 1084 to 2760 code for a protein of 558 amino acids. The transcript has 10 exons. The record is from RefSeq and is a predicted model, not a curated record. Lineage: Eukaryota; Metazoa; Chordata; Actinopteri; Perciformes; Serranidae. Gene Ontology annotation, cellular component: membrane. Gene Ontology annotation, molecular function: ligand-gated sodium channel activity. Gene Ontology annotation, biological process: sodium ion transmembrane transport.